Ceutorhynchus assimilis (cabbage seed weevil) is the source of this 5317-nucleotide messenger RNA. The record is from the annotation of a GenBank genome assembly. Lineage: Eukaryota; Metazoa; Arthropoda; Insecta; Coleoptera; Curculionidae.
AAGGAAAGGGUUAUGGUAGUUAGUGGGGGAUAAUUUUCUCUGUUUGUCUAAAGAAAUUACGAAAAAUGCCUUGUUUUUAGUGAAACUAUUUAUUAAAUAAACUGUAUUUAGUGCAAAUUUAUUAGAUGAUGAAACCAAAACGCUCUAAACGAGUGGCCGGAAUCAUUAUUCGGUCGAGAAAGUCGAUUGCAAAGGAUGGAGUCGUUACAACCUCCGGUAUAGGCAAACCUUCCCUGUACCAUGCCCUAGUAGUAAUAUUCCUAGAAUUCUUCGCAUGGGGUCUGCUCACGAUGCCCGUCAUCUCCGUGCUGAAUUCCACAUUCCCUGAUCACACGUUCCUUAUGAACGGCCUGAUCAUGGGCAUCAAGGGUAUCUUGAGCUUUCUGAGCGCGCCCCUUAUAGGAGCUCUAAGUGACGUCUGUGGAAGAAAACUUUUCCUUCUAGUUACAGUGUUUUUCACUUGCUUGCCAAUUCCUCUAAUGACUAUCAACACUUUUUGGUUCUUUGCAAUGAUCUCAAUAUCAGGUGUGUUUGCUGUGACAUUCAGCGUUGUGUUUGCCUAUGUAGCUGACGUCACUGACGAAAAAGAACGCUCCCUAGCUUACGGAUUAGUAAGCGGCACUUUUGCAGCCAGCAUGGUGAUUUCUCCCGCAUUGGGAGCUUAUUUAAUGGAAAGGUGGUCAGUCUCUCUAGUUGUUGCACUAGCAACGGCAGUCGCAAUAUUAGACGUGUUUUUCAUUCUCGUUGCCGUACCAGAAUCUUUGCCAGAAAAAGUGAGAGUGUCUCCUAUUAGUUGGGAACAAGCGGAUCCGUUUUCAUCUUUAAGGAAUGUUGGUCAAGAUCCAACAAUUCUCUUACUCUGCAUAGCAGUAUUUCUAAGUUACUUGCCCGAAGCGGGGCAGUAUAGUUGCAUUUUUGUGUAUCUUAAACUAGUCAUGGGUUGGAGUGCCCCUAUGGUGGCAGUGUUUGUAGGGUUAGUGGGGCUGUUAGCGGUCAUAACGCAGCUCUGCUUAGGUAUUUUAAUAAAAAAUCUUGGAUCCAAGCACACAAUUAUGCUAGGACUAUUGUUCGAAAUGCUCCAGCUUUUGUGGUACGGUUUCGGUACUACCACUUGGAUGAUGUGGGGGGCUGGAAUUUUAGCAUCUGUCGGUUCCAUUACGUAUCCUGCAAUAUCUGCUUUUGUGUCAGUUCAUAGUACAGCCGAUAGGCAAGGAGUUGUACAAGGUAUAGUAACUGGAAUGCGAGGUCUCUGUAACGGUUUAGGACCCGCAAUGUUUGGAAUAAUCUUUUAUAUGUUCCAUGUCGACCUUAAUGAAGGCGAAAAUCAAAAUGCCACACAUUCCACUCAAAUUUUUGAAACUUAUUCUCAACUUGUGCCUGGACCGCCGUUUGUCUUUGGCGCUUUCCUAGUCAUUUGCGCCAUCUUCGUCGCUUCAUUUAUUCCUACCAAAACUCUCAUAGAAACAAAUAUACCUCUGGAUACUCACUACGAGAUGGAACGAGGCCAGAAAGUUCCAGGAACCCUCAGUCCCCUUAUUGCAGUCAGGGGUAGUAUUGAUGCAGCUAUCUUGUAAAGCGAGAGAAAACGUCCGCCCCAACUGUAAAUAUUAAGUGUGAUUGACAAAGAGAACAAAUAAAUCCCUACUUUUGAUUAAUAAAGAGGAGUGAAACAACUAUUCCUGCAUUAUUGGGUUGGCAUUCCAAAACGAUUAGAUCCAAAUCAAAAUUUGCUCUUGGUGUAUCAUUUUGGAUUGCCUAUCUAAUAUAGAGGCGAUUGUGAUUGGAACAUUUUUGAUGAGGCUAUUUUUUGCCAAUAGCCUCUAAGAAAUCCUAAAUGAUGGGUGAUAAACACUUUUCUAAAAUAAAUUUGCCACAGGUAAAAAUUUAAAUAUAUUUUGGAAUAAGAGUGUAUUGUAUAGGAGAAUGUAUAGCAUGAAGAGGUUAAGAAUUUCUGAACCAUAAUUGAUGUUUUUCCUAAUGGGUGAUAAGUUUGUUUAGAAAAGUGUCAAAUUUCAAUUAUUGAAGCAGUGUUCUUUCCGAGAAAAGUAUUAAAUUCUUCAAGACCUUUCAUUGUUGUUAUUGUUGUGAAUGGAAGAAUGAGUUUGACUUUACAUACUUGAAGAUCAUUACGCUUAAUUUUAGAUUAUUAUUAUGGUUGAAAAGGACAAAGUAUUUGAAAUAUUACUUUUUUUGUUGCAAUAGAAGUAUUUCAAAUACUUUUAUAAAAAUAAAUGCCAGUCAAUUUUUACUAUAACUGCAAUUUUAUCCACACACAUAUUUUUGCCGCAACAUAUACAUCUUUACAUUGUACAUAGCUAGUUUUAAGAAUGUUGUAUUUACAUAAUUUAUUUUAUUUUUUUUUUUCAAUGACUGACAACAUAUUAUUUGGUCUUGGAAGUUUUUGCUCCUAGAACAAACUUCGUUUAUUGAUGAAUUAUACAGAAUAUUUUGAAUAUUGUUAUGUACUAACCCAAAAACUGGCGAUAACUUCAAAAUAGUUAAAGUAGUAGGUCUCGACAUUGUUUGAAUAGUGUUUUAUUGUUUAUGAAAUCCUAUUGAUUGUUCUUAAUUUUUGGCUGUGGUAAUUAUUAGUUUUAUUUAUUUUUGUUUUGUAUUUCUCCAUUGAAUAAGUUCUGUAUCUUCAUGUUUCGGGAUUCAAAAUUCUAGAAUUGGUAUCAGUUUUAUUUUUCAUUUUAAUUAGUUUUUUCUAAAUGGAAAUGUUUAACAAUUAUUGGAAAUUAUAUGCUUAGAAGGAAGACAAAGAAAAAGGCAUAUCCGAUGGCAUAUCUAUUACAAGAUUUUAUUUACAAUUUUAUGAUAAUGAGAACUAUUCGUUUUUUAUUGUAGUUUCUAAAUUAUACAACUUAUGGUAAAAUAAAUAAUUAAUAUAGGCAAUAAUUAGUAUCAAAAUUAUCGAUCCCAGAUCUUUUAGGUGGGGAGAUAUCUAAACUGUGGCCCAGUUUUCAUUUUUCCAGUUAUUUGCAUAAUUGAGUUUCCUGUUCCGAGAGCAAAAACUUUCAAAGUUCAUUGUAUUGUUUAUUCUUUUCAAAAAAUUGUUAGGUUAUUCUUUUUAUAUUGUAUAUUUUGUAUAUUUAUUUGUACCUACUAUCCUAGGAAAGCGCUUUUUGUUAUCCAUAGAUAUGACAAGGGAGACUAUAUUGAUUGAAAAAAAAAGUAUUUUAGGUAUUAGAUUAUAAAUUACACCCUAUUAUUAAAGAGAAAAUGAAUUAAAUAAUGUUUAUGUAAAAAGAUGACUUUAUAUUGCCCAAGAGAUUUCUAAAGUUAGUUGUUAUCACACUUAACUAAUGAUUGUGAAGCAAAGCAGAGAAACACAUAUUGAAACCAUGAAACAGUUUUUUUCACAGCUAUUUCGUUACCUUGGGCAGUAAGACAAAACUAGAGUAUGGAUUUGGAAUUGAUAAAUUCCAUUUAUUAAGCCUUUUUUUUACAUGCAUCCAACAAAUUGCUUGCCAGAGAUCUAUCCGCGAGGUUAAAUCAAAAAUAUCCAAUAAUUCAAAAAUGUUAAUUCUCACCCAAUCUUAUCACUGAAGGUAAAUUAUUUACAAAAAUUAUAUAUUUAUUUUAUUGUGAUUACUGUACCAAACACAUUCUUAUACACUAGUAAUUAGAAUUAUUGUAACGAAACAAGAUUUGAUAUAAUUUAAUUCACACAAGAAUUAAGCCUUACAGCCACAUACUUUCCAACUUACUUAUUCAUUAUGCCUACAUACAUAAUAUAAUUUAAAAAUCAAAAAUUUUCUUAGGUUUACUAUGAAAGUCAAACAUAUUUUUUUCACCUUUAUAAUCAUCUCUGCAGCUUUCUUGUCUUUUGUGGCUUUUACUUGGCAGGCGCAACUGCGUUGUCAAAUUGUGACCUUCUCCUACAAACGUUAAAUCAUUCUCAGUAGCAGCUGGACUCUCCAAGUAAGUUGGCAUUGGGUGGCUUCUCUGAUUAACUUCAGAUUGGAAAGGAAGCUAAAAAGACUAAAAAGUAAUGAAGCUUUCUUUACAAGUGAAUAUGAUGAUAUAAUUUUCUUGAAGCUAGGAACUUGAACCUUAUGCAUAUCUAAUGGAGGUAUCGAGGCUCAAGUUUUAUUUCAAGUCUUAACACCCCCCUGGGGUUUUUACUGACCGAUCCAAUGAUGGUAUAGAACAAGCCCUUGUGCCCAUACAUUGGAAUGAUUUAGUAUGUAACUGAAAUUAGUAAAAUUUGUGGAAAUGGGAUUGAGAAUUUGUUUGGCAAAAAAUUCCAAUGGGUAAAUGUAGGCAAUCUCCACUGAAACUGCACAUUUCCAAUUUUUGGGGAAAUAUUUCCUGGAAAUGGCAUCAUAAGCUGACUAUCAAACACCAACCAACAAUAUUCGUCCAUGAGAAAUUAAACAUGUCCAAAAACUACAGUAGGUAGAUAUGCAUGAGGGCCAACAUUUUGAUCUUAGUUGAUGAACAUAAACUGAGAAGAAUUAAUUUCAUAGACAACAGGUAAAAAGAAUCUGAUUAUUUGCAGUGAGUACCAAAAAAAUCUUACUUCUUUCUCAAAAAACCCCAUAUUAGAAGGACGUUGUUCUGUCACUUUUCCUAUAAACCCUUCAUUAUAAGCACCAUUAUAACUCAAAAUAGGUUUGAUAAUUUUAUUAUCAAGAAGCAGUGCAGGCUUUAGUUGACACUGUUCCACUUUACGUUUUUUAAUUUUUUGAUUUUUUGGUGUGUUAUAAACCCAUCUUCUUGAUGGCACUGGGACGAAAUUGAUUUCAAUAUCUUCGUCUGAAUCUUGAUCUUCUGCUUUAUCCUCCUCGACAGAGAUUUCCUCUUUUAAAAGGUUUCCUUCCACAAUUAGGUUUUGCUUAAGAAUUUCUGCUGCAACAUUUUCAAUGCUUUUCUCUGGGAAGUAAUUUGUCUUAAAAAGUACUUGCAUUUUUUGAGUGAAAGUUUUCAAAUGUUCGCGCGAACAAAUAUGUUCAACUAAUUGAGGUGAGGAAACUAUUUCCAUUUCAUUAUUGCUGCAUUCCUCUUUUUCUGUAAGAUAACCCGUUUGUUUAAUAAAAUUGCUAUUAUUAUUUGUUCCAGGUUCAACAGGAGUUAUGAACAUUUUAUUGCUAAUCUUUUUGAAAACGCUUUUACUGUGUUUCUCUACAACAGGUUGGAGAGAUUUUGUAGAACUUCUAAGACACCGCAUUUGACCUAUAGGUUUUGGCAUGCUUGGUUUAUAUUCUUCAACAGUAGAACGUUCAUUGAUAAUUCUUUGGGAAUGGACAGAAUUUUGGUCUAGGAACACUUGUAGGUUUUCAGUUAGGACAUUAUCUUCAGGUUUUCCAGAGGA